Molecule: messenger RNA, 4572 nt
Organism: Zalophus californianus (California sea lion)
Lineage: Eukaryota; Metazoa; Chordata; Mammalia; Carnivora; Otariidae
Gene: ARNT2
Product: aryl hydrocarbon receptor nuclear translocator 2
Exons: 19
Coding region: 352-2538 (728 amino acids)
Biological process (GO): regulation of transcription by RNA polymerase II
Cellular component (GO): aryl hydrocarbon receptor complex; nucleus; transcription regulator complex
Molecular function (GO): RNA polymerase II cis-regulatory region sequence-specific DNA binding; protein dimerization activity; DNA-binding transcription factor activity, RNA polymerase II-specific
Source: RefSeq, a predicted model, not a curated record
UCUGAAACUGGGAAUGCUUGACAUUGCCUGAGCGAGCUUACAGAGGCGUCUAGCUCGUAAGAAAUAGUGCCUUAGGAUAGGGGUGCACAGGAAAGGCGCCAUCCUCUAGCCCCACACCUGCUUCUUCUUGGAAUUAACAUGGAUCCCAGGGAGGCUGGCUGUGGAGAGCUGGGGCACCUCGGACGGGCCAUCGCACCGCCUGUGCGAGCGGUGGGGCCAUGUGGGGCCCUAUAGUCAGGGCUCUGAGUCCAGAGUCAGGAUGGGGACAGCCUUUGCACCUGCAGACAAGCGCCCAGGUUUGGGGCAGAGCAUCGGGGACCCCAGCCUGACUCCUGUGGCUUUGCUCCAUCGAUGGCCAUGGUUGCUCAGGCUCUGGCCACGCUGCCUGGAUCCGUGGAAGUCUUACCUGCCGCAGAAAUGGCUUCCGACAUCCCUGGAUCGGUGACCUUGCCCGUGGCCCCCAUGGCGGCCACCGGACAGGUGAGGAUGACCGGGGCCAUGCCGGCCCGUGGAGGAAAGCGGCGUUCUGGGAUGGACUUUGAUGAGGAGGAUGGAGAGGGGCCCAGCAAAUUUUCAAGAGAGAACCACAGCGAGAUCGAGAGGCGGCGGCGGAACAAGAUGACACAGUACAUCACGGAGCUGUCGGACAUGGUGCCCACGUGCAGCGCGCUGGCCCGCAAGCCGGACAAGCUCACCAUCCUCCGCAUGGCCGUGUCGCACAUGAAGUCCAUGAGGGGCACCGGGAACAAAUCCACGGACGGCGCCUACAAGCCUUCCUUCCUGACGGAGCAGGAACUGAAGCACCUCAUCCUCGAAGCUGCCGAUGGAUUUCUGUUUGUAGUCGCGGCAGAGACGGGACGAGUGAUUUACGUGUCUGACUCCGUCACCCCCGUUCUGAACCAGCCCCAGUCGGAGUGGUUUGGAAGCACCUUGUAUGAACAGGUGCAUCCCGACGACGUGGAGAAGCUGAGGGAGCAGCUGUGCACCUCAGAGAACUCAAUGACAGGCCGGAUCCUGGACCUGAAGACGGGGACGGUCAAGAAAGAAGGGCAGCAGUCUUCCAUGAGGAUGUGCAUGGGCUCGCGGAGGUCCUUCAUCUGCAGGAUGAGGUGUGGAAACGCUCCUUUGGAUCACCUCCCUCUAAACAGAAUAACCACCAUGAGGAAAAGGUUCAGGAACGGCCUUGGUCCCGUGAAAGAAGGGGAGGCCCAGUAUGCUGUGGUCCACUGCACGGGGUACAUCAAGGCGUGGCCCCCAGCAGGAAUGACCAUCCCCGAGGAGGACGCUGAGGUGGGGCAGGGCAGCAAGUACUGCCUCGUGGCCAUCGGAAGACUGCAGGUGACCAGCUCUCCCGUGUGUAUGGACAUGAGCGGGAUGUCGGUGCCCACGGAGUUCCUAUCCCGGCAUAACUCUGAUGGGAUCAUCACGUUCGUGGACCCGAGAUGCAUCAGCGUGAUCGGCUACCAGCCCCAGGAUCUUCUAGGAAAGGACAUUCUGGAAUUCUGCCACUCCGAGGAUCAGAGCCACCUGCGUGAGAGCUUUCAGCAGGUGGUAAAGCUGAAGGGCCAGGUGCUGUCGGUCAUGUACCGGCUGCGCACCAAGAACCGCGAGUGGAUGCUGAUCCGCACCAGCAGCUUCACAUUCCAGAACCCCUACUCGGACGAGAUUGAGUACGUCAUCUGCACCAACACCAACGUCAAGCAGCUCCAGCAGCAGCAGGCCGAGCUGGAGGUGCACCAGCGGGACGGGCUGUCCUCCUACGACUUAUCACAGGUUCCCGUCCCCAACCUGCCGGCUGGUGUUCACGAAGCUGGGAAGUCCGUGGAAAAGGCGGACACCAUUUUCUCCCAGGAAAGGGACCCCCGGUUCGCCGAGAUGUUUGCGGGGAUCAGCGCAUCGGAGAAGAAGAUGAUGAGCUCAGCGUCUGCGGCAGGAACGCAGCAGAUCUACUCCCAGGGAAGCCCGUUCCCCCCGGGACACUCUGGGAAGGCCUUCAGCUCUUCAGUGGUCCACGUGCCCGGCGUGAAUGAUAUCCAGUCGUCCUCGUCAACGGGCCAGAACAUGUCCCAAAUCUCCCGGCAACUGAACCAGAGUCAGGUGGCCUGGACAGGGAGCCGGCCGCCCUUUCCCGGACAGCCAAUCCCCUCACAGUCUGGCAAGACUCAGUCAUCUCCCUUUGGGAUUGGAACGAGCCACACCUACCCAGCAGACCCCUCUUCCUACAGCCCUCUCUCCAGCCCAGCUACCUCGUCGCCCAGCGGGAACGCCUACUCCGGUCUCGCCAACAGGACUCCAGGGUUCGCUGAAAGUGGCCAGAGUAGCGGGCAGUUCCCAGGGCGGCCGUCGGAAGUCUGGUCACAGUGGCAAAGCCAGCACCACGGCCCGCAGAGCGGUGAGCAGCACUCGCACCAGCAGUCCGGUCAGGCCGAAGUGUUCCAGGACAUGCUGCCCAUGCCCGGAGAUCCGACCCAGGGGACCGGCAACUAUAACAUCGAAGACUUCGCGGACCUGGGCAUGUUCCCGCCGUUUUCUGAGUAGCGGCAGGCAGAUUGCGGCCGGCGCUGGGCAGCGCCCCCCACGCGGGCGGGGCCCCCCCACACCCUGCUUGCCCCGCCCGCCCAGCCGCGGGACCCCCCCAGCAGAAGGCCUCUCACCGCCAUGUUCCCCCCAGCACAGCAUCGCUCAGCCUGCAGCCAGGGCUGCCCGGCCACCCACCAGGAGCCCUGGUGGAUACUGGGGGGCCACUGUAUUUAUUGUACUCUUAUCUGUGUGUGCUCGGGAGGUGAGCCCGUCGGUCCUGGAGGUCUGGUUGUGAAUAAUCUCUUAGCAGACAGUGUCCACCUAUAAAACGUCCGGUCCCAGUCCCAAGCGCCCAGGCCUGCCCAGGACACGGGAACGGGUUUCUUCUUGCCGUCGACAUCUGUGGAUGGGUGGGGCUCGGGUGCUGGAAGGGAGGCGAGCCGGCUGCAUGGCCUUUGUUCUCCAAGCUGGGACCCAGGGGUGGACCCCGCUCCCCCGUCCCCAGCUCAGCCAAGUCUGUGUGUGCGUCCAUCCGUCCAUCACGCUGUGGGAUGUGUGUACUCUGUGCAGUGUGACGUGAAUCCCUGUCCUGAUGGGUGUGCUGUGCCCCCCUGUGUCGUGUGGCCAGAGUGAGCGUCCAGAAUCCAGGGGCCCCCGCGUGCAGCCCCCACCCCCAGCGCAGCGCACCCCAGCUGGAGGGAGCUUGGCCCAGGGCCUGGGCGCCGGGCUGGGCGGAGCAGGCUGACGUUUCAUAGUGUCUCCAGGAGUCGUGGCUGGGAACCUGCUUGCCUUCACGGGUCAGCUCCCAGGUCCAGGCGCCCCUCUGAGAGGAAGCGGCCCCCUCAUCUUCCAGGAGGCCCCCGAGGGAGCACUGGCCCUUCCUGGUUACGCACAGGUGUCUCCCCCCUGGGUCCCAGCCAGCACCUGCCAAGGGCACACCUUGAGGUCACAGAGCCCGAGGCCCUUCUGCAGAGGACUGGACGGGAAGGCAGGACGUCCAGGCCUCGGCGGCCACGUUACACUCAGCAGCUCUGGAGCCGGUUCAGGUGUGGACCUGUGCAUGGAGACAGGAGUUCAGAAACAUCUCCCACCAGGCCGCCUGGCCUUCCUUCUGCAGCCGCCAGGGGCCGAGUGCGGGUCUGUGAGGCAGAAGGCUGGGCUUCCCGUUCUGAUUCUGGUACCAGGGCCUUGAAUUCCUCAGGUGGUCUCAAGACGGGAGGAAGAGCUGUCUUCUAGAAGCUUCUACCUGGCCGAGCCCAUGGUCCCUGGCUUGCUGUGUUUCCCUCUAUUCAGUGACCUCGCGCGCCCCCCCCCCCCCAGGCCGCAUGCCCUGAGGCAGGCUCUCAGCCUCUCGUCUCUGUUUUCCUGACAGCCAGGCUUCCGUUUGGCCUCACCACCCAUGGGCUCCCUGCCUCCCGUGUGGGAGGGACGCUACACUCGCGGCCGGGCAGGUGGAGGAGCCCUCCCCCAGGACAGCCCUGCAUCUCUCCCGGUGUCUCUCAGGCAGACCUCCUCAGGCACCCGGCUCGGAAACAACCCGUGUCCCCCCAGCCCCCAGGGUUGCGGAGGGCCAGCCGAGUGCGGAGGGUUCUGAGCUGCCUGAGUGCAGAGUGAGCCCAGCGGGCAGGGAGGAGCCGGUGGGGGCGGGGGGUUGCAUGGACCUCUGCACACUCUGCAUUAAACGCCGGCCCCCGUGUGGGGUCCAGAGGGGACCCCUGUGCCCUCUCUUGCUUGGAGAGCUCCACCUAACAAAACUCCAAAGUUGUUUGGUAGCACCCCAGUGGCCAGUAGUCCGCUUUGUGUGCUCCCAGUUCCUAGACUCUAAAUUCACACAGACCGAACAGUUCCUAGAGCGGCUUUUAAUCCUUUGCAUAUAGCCGUGAUUGAGUCCCGGGUUCAGGCGCACCCGAGGUCGUUUUGCCCUCAGGACCCUCUUCGCUUCAGGGGACGUGGUGGGCCCGACAGUGCCAGAGCCAGAGGGGGCUCCCCCGUGUGGGCCCUUGGGGUCACCUCCUCCUCCGCAGCCUGAGCCUACCCCAAGCAGGGGGCACG